UAGAUUGUAGGUCGGUAGUCGUCGUCAUCGUAGCCGUUUUUUUGGAUAAAAAAUGUCAAUCGAUUCCUGUGCGAACCACAGCUCCAAAAAGCUAUGUGAUAAAAGACACGAAAUCAACUGACGAAUCUUAACCAAACCGCUCAGUGCUGUGGCGAUUUUUCAUUCGUGGAUAGAGCAAACUGUAAUGUGCUAAAGGUUUGAGUCGAAAAUCAGAAACAGGUGUGCCUACAUCGUUGAUAUAAAAGUGGAGAUAUUUGUGGCUAUUUGUUCAACGAAAAAGUGUAUAUUCCCAGUGGUUAGAAACAAAUGAAAGAUGGAAGAAAUGCAUUCCAAACUAUUCAGUAUUCGUGGCCAGCGGCGAGCAUAAAAGUGAAUUGACGGGCGGACAGGUUGAUACAACAGCUCAUCAGCGAAGAGCACGAAAUCGUGGUGUUUCGUUUCCUGUCUGCAGCUGCCUUCAUCAGCAACCUCAUCUGUGCUAGGUGGUGCCACCACCUCUCCACUGGAAUAUCCGCGGACCGUGGAAGGCGGUUAAUGUGUGUGGCUCACUUCCGGACCGGGGGCGAAGAAGUGGGUCAGAUUGCUGCUGGGCUGUGGAGAAAAGAGCCCACUUUGCUGGGAAACGGGAAGGAAGUAAAGACAUGUGCAUAGUGAAUAAACAUUAAACUGAAACCACUGCGGCUACUGCUAAUGUUCGCAUAGGCAAAAAAUUAAAUAAAAUGACAGGUGCAUGGGCAAACAACACAAGUGCCUGCUUUACUUGCAGCCCUAAACUAAGAGAACACAUCGUAUCAACAUGAUACAAGAUAAGAGGAACGUCGUCUCGAACUGAGCAGCAUAAUAGGCUAGGAUGGGCGAGAGUGGUUCGUUGAUAGUCGUGGCCUGUUGUGAUUUCCUCCUAAGCAACGACGCCUACUAGAGACGGUUUGCUCUGUCGAGCGACGUAAAGUAGCACACGGUUGUAUUAAUUAAAUUCUUGAACGGGUGAAAUUAAUUCCAAAUUAUUCCGAAGAGGUGUCGGCUACGAAAAAGAGCCUUUAAAAGUUGCAAAUAAAAACGGUCAUACGGGAGACAGUAAAAACUAAUUCUCCCGGGAUGUACAAAAGAGGAAGAAAAAAGGUAGUAUUCCUUACUUCCGCUUCAAGUGCGUGAUCUAAAUGUAAAAAGUUAGUGUUGCGGUGGUCGAAAACGCAAAGCAUCUCAACAUCGUGUACGGUGAAUAAUAAUAUUAGACGGAAGCCAGUCUGAUUCGCUACACAGCGACUUCACCGUGGUUCCAUCGAACGAAAAGAAACAUGCAAAUUUAUUAUCCCAAAAUCGAAAUCGACGAAAAGUAGUGUGUGCGGGCCGAGAAUAUUUAUUCAACUCUUUUGUUGCUACUUCGUCCUCGCUGAGAAGGAAGUUAUUAGUGGUCGUGGAGUUGUAUUUACCCCUAAACCUAUACGGGUGGUAACGGAAACUAGAACUUGCAAAACGACAAAUCGCCACAAAAACUCAAACGAUGGACGAAGAAGCGCUGGUGGCACGGGCGAAGGAAGAGCGGGAGAAAAUUUUCUUACGCUACGACAAAGGCCGAGAGCCGGGGGCCGAAAUCGACCCGUGGGAGGAUCCGCAGUUUGAGGCGUACCACAAGAUGGAUAGGUAUGGCUUCAUCCACGACGAAAGACUGCCCCAAAAACGCGAUCCGCUCGAGGUGAAGGCGACGGAGAUCGAGCUGGAAAGAGAGAAAAAAUGGAUCAAGCUGCUCGGCAACCCCAUGCAGCCUCCCAAACGGCCCUGGAACGAUAAGAUCGUGCAGGCAAAGGUACGCAAGCGGGCCUUUAAGGGCAUUCCGGAGAAGGUGCGCGGUUUGGUUUGGCGUAAGCUGCUGAAGCUCGAAGAUGUUAUGCGGGGCGGCGAGGGUAAAUACAAGCGAAUGCUGGAGCUGGCACGCCACUGGAGCACCGAGGCUCGCCAGAUCGACAAGGAUGUGAACCGACAGUUCCGGGAUCACACCUUCUACCGGGAGCGCUACAGCGUCAAGCAGAAGAGUCUGUUCAACGUACUGGUGGCGUACAGUAUGUACAAUUCCGAGGUUGGCUACUGUCAAGGCAUGUCGGGGCUGGCAGGUGUGUUACUGAUGUACAUGGACGAGGAGGAAGCCUUCUGGGCGCUGAGUGUCCUGUUGGCCGACCCCAAGUAUGCCAUGCACGGCCUGUUUAUAGAAGGAUUUCCGAAGCUGAACCGCUUUCUAGCGCAUCACGACAAAAUCAUUACCAAAUUCAUACCAAAGCUCAAGAAACACUUCGACCGGUGUAACCUCGACUCGAUCCUGUACUCGUUGAAGUGGUUCUUCGUUGUGUUUAUUGAAAGGAUACCGUUCAGCUUAUGCUUGCGAGUAUGGGACAUUUAUCUGCUCGACGGCGAAAAGGUGGUCACUGCCAUGGCCUACAACAUACUGCGAAUGCACAAGGCACGUUUGCUCAAGCUCCGUGACAUGGACCAAAUUGUGCAAUACAUUCAGACAAAACUAUGCCAGGACUUUGGGUAUGAUAAUGACACAGUCAUUAGGAAUCUCGAGCACUGCAUGGACGAACUGCGGAAGGCUGGCUUAGAGCUCCCACCACCGCCAAGCGAAGCCGAGCUUCCGAAAAAGCCGUUCGGUGUUUUCGUUGAGCCCACAACCGCAGCACAGAUCGGUCGGCGAAAGCAGGAGUUCACCGAGACGGAGAAGGAUGUCACGGAAACCGUCAAACUAAAACGCGAAAUAACCGAACAGGAGAUUGCUAAUCUCGAUCGAAUUGCUCCGGGUGGAUCCACACAACAGCUAAAUGCGGUGCACAUACCCGAAUCGGAGGAUGGCGGCUCGAUGCUUGGAAGUUCACGUAAAUCGCUGGCCGAUACGUCCAUUACGUCCACGGCAGAUCUGAGUGUCGUGUCUGGCGGUCAAAGUCAGCGAUCGCAUCAACCCUUCGACUACUGCGUCGACGAGGAGAAGAUCCCGAGCGAAGAAGAAGGUGACGGCGAAAUUAGUCCAGUGUCCGCCAUCGGUUCAACCAGUGUGGUAGAGCGAAGCCCAUCGGCACUGCAACUGAUGACACCACGCGCCAUGUCGCCCCAAGAUGUAGUUCGCAUUUACGUGCCACCAGCGCCGCCGGAGGAACUACACAGUCUUACUCAGCACCACCUUAAGGAGGAUAGAACUACACAGGAAUGGGCGUCCGGCACGGUAAACAGUGGGCAGCAACGUAAUCGGUCCUCGCGUGGCUCAAACUUCAACGACGACGACGCGUACGAAGAGGAUGAGGAGGCACGCACGCGUCGAAAUAGUGAGAUCUAUCUCAACCAGCAACAGUGGGAAUCGGGAGGCACGCAAUUGUCAGCCGGCACCAGCAACGGGAUCAUACCGAACGGCGGUGGUGCAGGAGCUUCAACGAUGGGAACGACCAUGAUGAGUUCGUUGGUGUACGGUAGUGGACGCUUUUCGGACUAUGCAAGUGGUGAUUUCCAGGCGCAGGCAGGCUCCCCGGGGGCUCCUGGCAGCGUUCCGCCACCGUCGCACUACGCCUCGAAUGGUCGAUCUACCUCGUCGUCCCGGCGGGGCAGCAUGUCGCGCAAGUCGCCGGCCCCCAUGUUGGACAGCGAGUUUAUCAUCGAGUGUAGCCAUGUGAAAAACCGCAAGUACGUCCCGGACCACCAUAGUAGCCACAACAGUCUGGUGCUCGGUAUUGGUGGCACUGGUGAUCGUCGCUCGGGGGCACCCGGGGCCAGCCGUAACGGGUCGGAAAGCAACAUUCACCGGAUGACCUCGUUCGAGGAGCUGGCCAAGGCGGCAAAGUUGCAUCAUUUAUCCGGUGGUGGUAGCGGUAUUAUUGUACCGGGAAGCACGGUCGGUAGCACAGGCAGUCUUCUUCGAAGCAACGUCUCACCAUCAGAGGAUGGUUAUGUCGUGCGACAAACGGUCACGUCGGUUAUAAGUACAAGCGUGCGGAUGGCUCGUAGUGAAAUCUACGAAACCAUCGGUAGCCCGGAGGAUAUGGACGAUUACAACUCUGGCCGACGAGGGCGGAAACUAGAAGAGGAAGCCGAACGUUACGAUGGACACCAGGAACUGGUAGCUCCAUCCGGAUCUAUUCAAUCGCGCAUAAACUCCCGCGGACACAAGAGCGACUAUAGCAUUCAGUACAGAAAUUUGUCGCCCAAGGCAGGCCUGGGUCCGGUUUCACCGCAGAGUGAUGGCGCGGGUGAUGGCACGACCGGUGGUAGUGAGGUGGAGUAUCGGGCACUGAAAGCAACGUCCUCCCGACAGAACAGCGGCAACGAUAGUUCUCCAUUCGAUUACGAUCCGCUUCCAGCGGGGUCUGGAGGUGUCCCAACGAAAUUAUACAAUCGUUUUUUCAACAACGAUGAAGAUGAAGGAGAGGAGGAUGAAGAGGGUGAGAGAGGGCGUCAAGGAAAGAAUCACGGUGGAGCUAGACUUUACACUUCCCAUCGAGAUGACGAGGAUAAGCUUCUACUGAGCAAGCACUCUUCGGAUGAUUCUUCGACGAGUCCUCCACCACAGCAGGCGGCGAGACCCUCCCAGUUGCCACAGUACCACCCGCAUCGAUCGGACGGCGGCUACGGAAGUCAACAGCGCCAACGGCCCCGACAACGGCAGCCCGACGGCCAUAACGAGCAAAACGGUGGCACACCGACAGGUGACAUGGUUCCGCUUCUGCCGGUCUCCUCGUCUCCAACGGGUACGGCGGGGGUGUUGCCAGUGGGGAAAUUAACACGUUCCCCUCCCACUUCCCUUCCCCGAGGUCAACUGCCCACUGGUGUCAUCUCACCUACUUCUGGCAUUCCCGUCAACAGCAGCAUUCCCCGACGAAAACUUUCCUCCACGGAACCGAGUUCUCUACCGGUAGCCAAUUCCACUGGAUCGUCUGGACGUAGGCGACCGUCGAACGGCCCGUCGUCCACCAUUCCGAAACAACCUCCACCAUUAGCCGCCGUUUCUUCACCAACGUCAGGCCAAUCGCGUAUUCCCGUGUCCGGCCUAAAAUCGCCCACCUCUCCGACGGGUUCCUUCCGGAAUACGCGAAUACCAAGCAGCAGCGCUCGUGUUGGAACGACGGAUGCUAUGUCCCCUGCAACGAACCGUCGCACUGUAGGAAAUUCCUCGGACGACCGGGAUGGCGAUAUCGAGCGGCUCCCACAGUACCAAUACGGUGCGAUUCCGUCCUCCGUGCCGCCACCCGGCUCACUGGCACUAUCACCGUCCUUCCAGCGUCACGUACCCACCGACCUGGCGCUACGUUCGCCCGGUGGGUCUUCUCGUAUUGGCGGGUCCCGAUCGGCGCAUCAAAUACAUCACCAACCGGACGCGAAUCGCAUUCGCAUUCAGGUUAAUCCGUCACCUGCCUAUGGUGGCAAAUCGGGUGGCUAGAUGCUGAGAUUUGCUUCCAUAUGCGCUAAUUGGAGGCAAACUUUAAGCACACAAAUAUGUGGAAUGUGAAGAUUCCCGGAACGUCCGAUACAAAGUUCUGUUGGAUCGUCAGCUUACCCAAAUACCGAACGCAGGAGUCGAAUCUCGUUAAUAACAGCUCCACUACUUAUGCAAUGAUAAGUCCGAUUAUCUUUUUCCUUGUAUACACUAUCACUUAAACAUGCGCUUCCAAAGCGUUUUAUUCUAUUUGCUCGGGGAAUUCCCAUUGGCAUACAACUUCCUGGCGCAAAGCGGUUUUUAUGUGCCCGCGAGUUGUUUGACUGUUACUAGGACACCUAACGAACACAUUCCGUUUUUUAUAAAAGCAAUGUAUAUUUGUCAAAAUUAAUUCAAUUUCUUUCUUUUUGUCGCUUUACCCUUCUUCUAGUUCUUUUUGCCACUUUUUGAAAGUGAUUGUAACUGUGCAAUUUGUUACGAAUGGCCGAAAAGCUGACCAACGGCACGGCACCAACAUGGUGGCUUAGGUUGCUUUACCAUUGUGAAACGAGUUUUUCUUUAGUUCGUCAAGGGAUGGUUGUUUCGAACGCAUUAGAUUCGAACUUGUUUUUAUUCUCUACAUAGCUUUUUUAAGCAUUUCAUAAUUCACAAAGUAUGCUGUGAAACACGUUUUGCAACCAACCACCAGUCCCGUCCGAUUGCAGCCCGAAUGGCUGUUUCUUCUGGCAAAAAGCAACACACAAUCAGAGACAGUUGUAGGAUGUUUUCGCCCUCUGAAAGCAAUAUAAAAUUGACUGAUCAACUAUUCGUCUAACGUACAUAUAUUUGUUGCCGGGGAGGAAGGAAGAAUUUUGUUAAGUUCAUAACCACGUGGAAUCUCUGCCACACGAUGCACACGAUACUCAGUACCUUUUGCUGUGUUAUAACGAGGUUUAUCGACAUUUGUCCCGUCGCGGAUGGAUCGACCCGUUGGCAAAACCUAGGUUACGGCUUUCAAAAUCAAUAUGAAACCCAAAUCGUAACGUGAAUGAAAUAUCGAACAAGGACAAUACUAAGCUCGAAUCUCCUACGCUAAUCUCUUCUUUUGCUCUGCUUCUGCGUUACUCCUUACUUAAUCGUAAGCUCGUACGCUUCUCUUGUGCGUGGCCAGAUAAUCGGUAAAAGAAUAUACAUAUUAUUAUGGGAUUGAGAAGCAAUUACUACCACCAUUUUGUGCUGCAAUCUAUAACCUACUAAUCGUUUAAGUCUAGCUCUUUCAUCGGAUCUACCAUCGGAUGGGGUCCACUUUCUCGGGGGCAUGUUGGAAGGAGAACUGGACGUGAAGUCGUUUGAAAAGCUCGAUUAAAGUAAUGAACGAUAUGAAAAAAAAAAACCACGUUACAUAAACCGCCAAGUAGGUAAUGCUAGUAGUAGUUGUACUCGUACUGUUAAGAUGUAAAAGUGUUAAGUAGUUUGAUAGCCAAGUGGCUUCGGGACGAACGUAAGGCACGGGAGAGAAGUAAAGCAAACGAAAUGUAUGUGUUAUACGAGAUGCUAUGGAUAUGGUAGAGAACGGAGCACAGUUUGAUGGCAUUUAGGGAUGAUUAGUAGCGGAAGCAUCACUUAACCCUGUAAAAUCUUCACUAGUGUUCGUUGCUGAAAGAACAAACCCAAACAAGUGGAGAGGAGAAAUUAUACACCAUUUAAAAGGAUAAAUCAAACGAUAUUAAAAGAAUAUAUAUAUACAUCCAUAUAUGUCUCUCGGUAACGGGUUAGUGUAAAAUUAAAGCAAAUAGAGCUGACAAGAGAUUAAUGGGAGCAUUAGUGGACGCACUGUUGCGUGCGUCCCGUGCAUUACUUGAGGCUGAGGAAAAGGCGUAUGUUUUUGUUUUAUUAGAGAAAACAGUCUAUUUACCGUUUACCGUAUGCCCUUCUCAUUUGCAUGCAUAUUUAUUACACUCGAGAUAUUGCUAGUUUAGCGCCCGGCGGAGCCCGCAGACACACCUGGAAUGUAUGGUAGCCACUGUUAACAUUUUCGCUAAUUUCAGCCAAACGAAACCAAACAAAAAAAAUAAAACAACAAUAAAAUAAAAGCCGCACACCACGUGCGCCGCUGAUAGGUGUGACCCUGUAUUGCCACUGAGUGUGUUGUAUUGUGCUGAGGUGCGAUUUUUUUAAAAUAAA
Molecule: messenger RNA, 7570 nt
Organism: Anopheles coustani
Lineage: Eukaryota; Metazoa; Arthropoda; Insecta; Diptera; Culicidae
Exons: 10
Coding region: 1502-5410 (1302 amino acids)
Source: RefSeq, a predicted model, not a curated record